Messenger RNA from Pangasianodon hypophthalmus (striped catfish), 4155 nucleotides. It is a transcript of the gene gabrb4, whose product is annotated as gamma-aminobutyric acid type A receptor subunit beta4. The transcript is spliced from 10 exons. Gene Ontology annotation, biological process: signal transduction; monoatomic ion transmembrane transport; chemical synaptic transmission. The coding region runs from base 1015 to 2553 and encodes 512 amino acids. Gene Ontology annotation, molecular function: extracellular ligand-gated monoatomic ion channel activity; neurotransmitter receptor activity; GABA-A receptor activity. The record is from RefSeq and is a predicted model, not a curated record. Lineage: Eukaryota; Metazoa; Chordata; Actinopteri; Siluriformes; Pangasiidae. Gene Ontology annotation, cellular component: GABA-A receptor complex; membrane; neuron projection.
GAAGUGUGUCAUCGUGUGUCGGCCGCCGUUUCUCCCCGAGCAUGCUGGGCUCCUCAGCACACACAUAACGCCCCGAGGACCGGCGUCGCUCCGCGGCUCCAGCAGGACGCCAACCUGGACUAGUUCACGCUUUUCUUUAUUCUGAUCCACUACAUAAGACGCUUUUUUUCCCUUCCCUCUACAAGGGUUUCCUUUCUUCAACUUCAUAAAAGGGGGUAACCAUAGACUACUACACGCUCUGACGUCCGCAGCAGCGAUUUUUUCAUGUGCAUAUUGUUUUUCUUCUCUCCAGCAGUCGCGCUCGCGCUCGCACAAACCAGCCCCGUCCCUCCUGCAGCCAUUACGCGGAGACGCUGCUCUACAUUUCCGUGGGCUUUUUGUUUGUUUGUUUGUUUGUUUGUUUUUUAUCCACCGCACCCCCUAAAUCUCCAACAUCUUUCAGAGCUGAGGGAGGAAAAGACAGCAUCCCUGAAGCCUCACAGUGUGGAGCGCAUCACCGGAACCAUGGCUCGUCCGCAGACUCGGACCCGGAUUUCAUUCAUCUGAGUGACCACAACACGCCACUUUCUUUCUUUCUUUCUUUCAUUCUUUCAUUCUUUCUUUCUUUUUUUAUUUUUCGCUAUUUUUCGGCUUAGGAAGACCUUUUCUCGUCACUUCUGAAUUCCAGUCAGAUGUAAUCAUGGUGUGUGAUGUGCUGUUGGUCGAGCGGCUCAGUGACCUGUUCGGAUUUCCAUAACCGGGGAAAACACUUUGGGACCGAAUACGAGCUUUUUAAAUACCCCACUUCUCUGCUCUUUUUUUUUUUUUUUUCUUUUCUUUUUUUUUUUUUUUUUGCAGAGCAAUCACACACACACAUGUGAUCCAGUGGGUCUGAUUUGAGCGAUUGAUUUGGCCCGUUUUCUUUCCCUUUCCGUUCUCUGGGUUGGAUUUUUUCUUCUCUUCUCGUUUUGGACCACAGGCACUUGGAUUACUGAAGGUGUACAUAUAUAUAUAUAUAUAAACGGAUUUGUGGAAAUGUUGGGUCCUCACCAAGAAAAAAUAUGUGGAAUUGUCUCUGCUCUGACAGUGUUGUCGUCUGUCUGCUUUGUACAAUGCAAUUCUGCUGGAUCUGGAAUAUCUGUGGCCAAAUCGACAGUGGACAAACUGUUGAGGGGGUAUGACAUCCGUCUCCGGCCGGAUUUUGGAGGUCCCCCAGUCAUUGUGGGAAUGAGCAUAAAUAUCGCCAGCAUUGACUCCAUCUCAGAAGUCAACAUGGACUACACCAUCACGAUGUAUUUCCAGCAGAGCUGGCGGGACAAGCGGCUGGCGUACGCAGAGAUGGCACUCAAUCUGACCCUCGACAACCGCGUGGCUGAUCAGCUAUGGCUACCUGACACCUAUUUCCUGAACGACAAGAAGUCCUUCCUGCACGGGGUGACCGUCAAGAACCGCAUGAUCCGGCUCCACCCUGAUGGCACGGUGCUCUACGGACUGAGAAUAACCACAACGGCUGCAUGCAUGAUGGACCUGAGGAGAUACCCCCUGGACGAACAGAACUGUACCCUGGAGAUUGAGAGCUACGGAUACACCACAGACGACAUCGUGUUCUUCUGGCAAGGAGGGGACAAUGCUGUGACGGGAGUGGACAAACUGGAGCUGCCACAAUUCUCCAUCGUGGAGCUGCGUCUUGUGUCCAGAGAAGUGAGGUUCACAACAGGCUCGUAUCCUCGGCUGUCGCUGAGUUUUCGCAUCAAGAGGAAUAUAGGCUACUUCAUCCUGCAGACCUACAUGCCCUCGAUCCUCAUCACCAUCCUUUCCUGGGUGUCCUUUUGGAUCAACUAUGACGCCUCUGCUGCUAGGGUGGCACUCGGGGUCACUACGGUACUCACUAUGACAACCAUUAACACCCACCUGCGGGAGACCCUCCCAAAGAUCCCCUAUGUGAAAGCCAUUGAUGUCUACCUCAUGGGCUGCUUCGUUUUCGUGUUCCUGGCCCUUCUUGAAUAUGCCUUCGUCAACUACGUGUUUUUCGGACGAGGACCCCAGCAGCAAAAGAAAAUCAACGAGCGCCUCAACAAAGCUAACAACGAACGCCCGCGUUAUGAGGACAAACGCCUGCGAGAACAGGACUCCAUUUCAGCGCCGUUUCAAACCAACACCCUCAGGUCAUACACACAGCGAAGAAAUCUGUAUCUCGAAGAACAAAGAAAAGUUGGGGUGGACGCUUAUGGCAACAUCCUGCUCACCACCCUGGAGAUGAACAAUGAGGUGAUGCCGUCAGACGUGGGCAGCAGCGUAAGUGACUCGCGCAACUCCGUCAUGUCGUUUGACAGCUCGGGCGUGCAAUUUCGUAAGCCUGUUGGUUCCUCACGCGACGGCUUUGGCCAUCACUCACUGGAGCGCGGUGCCAUGCGCAGCCGCGCCAACUGCCGUCUGCGGAGGCGCUCGUCCAAGCUCAAGCUCAAAAUCCCCAACCUGACGGAUGUAAGCACCAUUGACAAGUGGUCGCGCGUGAUUUUCCCCAUCACGUUUGGAUUCUUCAACCUCAUCUACUGGUUGUACUACGUGAAUUGACACACACGUCCUCCCAGGAAACAUGGGCCAUAUUUUGAGAGCACACACUGAAUUGGCUUUGAUACAAUUGGAAAAUAUGUAUACACAUAUAGGAAAAGUUCAUACAUAUGUAUAUGCAUAUUUCUAUAUCUUAUAUUUCUAUACACACAAUGCGGAAAGGACUUUUCUGAUGUAAAAAAAAAAGUAUUAUAUAGAUUGACUUGAAUGUUUAAGAAUCAUGUGAGACAAAUAUUUCUUUUACUUCUGAAAACUAACAAACAUACGAACAAGAAAAAAAAUCCUCCUGAGGGUUUGGAACUAAGGACUGCAUGAUAUUUUUGCUAAAAGAAAGAUUGCAAGAUAUACAGAAAAGGAUACGCCAGAGCAUCCUCAUUUGGCUUUUUAUUGAUACAUACUGCAAUCAGACUUUCCCAACUGCAGCUCAUGAAAUCAGUCAUGGCUCGUAUGCUUUCGGGCACAGACCAGGCAGAACACAUUCCCUCAGUCCUCAAUCCUCCAUACAGUGCGCCUCCUUUCCUCCAGUCCCUCAUGGAAGGGACACACAAUUUCUCCCCCCUCUGAUUCUAUGCUGUACAGCAACCUCCUCCUUUGGAUUAUGUGUUGUUUCCUUGAUUUUUUUGUGAGAGACCUUUCUCUUUCCUAGGUAUAAAGCUCUGGUCAUUGGUUUACACUGGACGGCCAUCCCGCGUUUAAAAAAAAACCCACAAGCCCCGUCCAGAGUCUUCUUUUUCGUUUUUCCUCUUAAUUCCAUUUUCGUGAGCCUUGGGAAUUACUUUCAUUUUGGUUGUAAGGAUUCUGACUACUCUGGUUGCUAUUAUUUUGUCUUUGGAAAAAUAAUAUGUUCUGGGGAGAGCAGUUAAUUAAGCAUAGAGUUAUAGAGUUAGCGCAUUGCUAGAUAAUGAGCCACCUAUAUGCAUUGUUCACUUUUGUUUUUGUUUUGUUCUGUUUUGAGAAAAAGGAAAACAGCAUCAAGUGUACAUUUACUCAAUAUCCUCAUCGAAUAUGGUUAGGUAGUAUAACUGUACUCAUACUUUAUUCUUGUUCCUAGUGAUAUUCAUCUGUUUUGUAGAUAAAGUACUCAUCAUCAUCAUCGACUUUGUGUUGUGUGAGGAUGUGAAAAAGGGACCGUGGUGAGCUACAGUUGUUUGUCUGAGCUUGGUUUUGAAGUUAGUCCAUCCACUAUAUGAAGUUGUAUUUAAAAAAGAAAAGAAUAAUGUGUAUUAAAACAGAACAGAUGGUCAUUGUUUUAAAAUCUGCUAAAUAUUUAAGUGAUCAGCCCAUUGUGUGACCUGAUAUUGUAUGUGAUAACGCACUCAUCUUUAAUGACCCAUUCCGAGAACAAUUCAUUAUGUUUUAGGUUUUUUUUUUUCUUUUUUUUUUUUUUUUUUUGGUUCCUCUAAAAUGUGCCUGUCUGCAACCUGAAGUAGGUGUCCUCAAUCGAUCACUGAAGUAAAAGAGGGCUAAAUGGCGCUCAAUCUUUGACCUGCAGACCCACCCACAGCCCUGAUGUUACACAUCUUAGGAUUCAAUCCCAAAGACUGAUGACAUCAGCAUGAUCAGGAAAAAAAAAAAGAGCUUCUGAGUCUUAAUGGGGCAAAAUAA